Messenger RNA from Actinia tenebrosa (Australian red waratah sea anemone), 4236 nucleotides. RefSeq names its product speract receptor. Gene Ontology annotation, molecular function: guanylate cyclase activity; peptide receptor activity; protein kinase activity. NCBI's taxonomy places the organism in Eukaryota, Metazoa, Cnidaria, Anthozoa, Actiniaria, Actiniidae. The record is from RefSeq and is a predicted model, not a curated record. Gene Ontology annotation, biological process: cGMP biosynthetic process; intracellular signal transduction; receptor guanylyl cyclase signaling pathway. Gene Ontology annotation, cellular component: plasma membrane.
GGUCUGCUAUCCUUCGUAACAUGCUAACUUUUCUUGAACCUUCUUCCUGUCUGUAUUCAGUUCCAAAAUACAUGAACUUCUAACCUCUCAAUUCUUUGACUAUGCUUGUCCAAAACACUCUUAUUUUGAUAGCUUUUUCUGUUUUGCGUUUAGUUAUUGCAAGGGUGAAUCCUAGGGAGCUUCGCCUAAGUUUUUUAUAUCCUUUAACGAGCAAAACAGAGAGUAUCACAGUCUCUCUUCCGUUCGGCUCUGCUUUUACGGUCGCACUGGACGCCAUAAACAACAACUCGACGGCAUACGGAUUUCCUUUUACAAAACUCACUUUUCUGUGGAAUGAUACGCAGUCUUUGGAAACCGUGGCUUUAAAGGCUAUGACAGAGCAUUAUAACAAAGGAGUAGACGUUUUUAUAGGACCUGGAGAUGAGAACGACUGCAUUACUGCAGCUAGAAUGGCAGCUGUUUGGAAUAUCCCAAUUGUCUCUUAUUUUUGCACGAAAGACGCAGUUUCCAAUAAAGCCCUGUUCCCUACAUUUGCUCGAACGAGACCUCCCAAUGCCCAAUCCAGUAAAAGUGUCUUGGCUAUCCUAAAGAGGUUCGACUGGAGAGUAGUCGCUGUUCUUUACUGCAACCCAGCAUUAUGUACUAAUGAUAUGGGCUGGCUUCGUACGAAGAAAGACAUGAAAAACGUAUUCAAUGCUCAUGGGAUAAAAGUCUCGUAUGAAGAUAUUUUACCACAGGAGCAUGAGAAGAACAAGACGAGAGUUAUUUUGCAGGAGAUAAAGAAAAAAGCAAGAAUCGUAAUCCUAUCAGCUAGUAUAUCAUACGUCCAGUCAUUUCUAGUUGCUGCCCAAAGAAAAGGCAUGACGAAUGGCGAAUACGUUUACAUCAUCAACGAACUGACCUAUGAGUACCUGACAUUCACGUCACGUGACGGAUGGUGGGAGGGAAUGACCGGACUUCACAAGGACGUUGCAGAGAAGGCUUUUCAUUCGGUGCUGGCUCUAGUACCCAGACCCUACAAUAGAACCAAAUACGCACGGUUCGAGAAACAUGUGAUUGAAAAGUUCAAGGAAUACCCUUUUAAUAACGGAAAAGAGCAACAAAUAGCUUUGUAUUACUCUGCUUAUUUAUAUGACGCUGUUUAUCUCUACGCCUUGGCCGUGAAUAAAACAAUUGCUCAAGGACUGGACCCUAAAAAUGGAACCGCUGUGUUUGGGAACAUUCGAGAAACUAGCUAUCAAAGUAUAACGGGAUUCGACGUUCGCGUAGAUAAAAAUGGCGAUGCGGAAUUCAACAUGACAUUGUUUAGUCUCCAGAAAAAUGAACGAGAAGAAAACGAAAUGCUUGAAGUCGGUGAACUUUUUAUCGACUCCAACGGCAGUCAAAUACUAGAACUGCAGAAGAACAAGACACUCACGUGGUCUGACACGGGGCAAACACGCGUGCCCGCAGAUUCACCAGAAUGCGGUUUCAACCAGGAGUUGUGCCCUAUAUCAAAACCGACUCCCGAGAAAGACAAUAGUUUAACGUACCUGAUCGUAACGCUUGUAAUCUGCUUUGCUCUGAUUGUGACGAUUUCCAUUCUACUGGUAAUAAUCUACAGGAAAAGAAAGUUCGAGAAAGAGCUGACAAAGCUUACGUGGAAAGUGAAUUACUCUGAAAUAAAGUUCCAUACUCCAGCAUGGAAAAGCAGUCGAACACGCCCUUCAAUUGUGAAUAGUAUAUCUUCCUUCUAUGGCUGUUCACCUCGACAGCUCCGCAAUGCACACGUUGGUAGAUAUAAGGCAACGCACGUUUAUGUAAAGAAGUUUGAAAGAAACCAAGUCGAGAUAUCAAGAAAUGAACUCCUUGAACUAAAACAGGUCUAUGAACUACACCACAACAAUUUAGCAAGAUUUGUCGGCGCAUGCGUAAAGCCACCCCAUAUCUACACGUUGAUAGAAUUUUGUUCUCGAGGUAGCAUUCAGGACAUAAUAAUGGAUGACAACAUUAAGCUUGAUUCGAUGUUUAUUCGUUCUCUUGUUGCGGAUAUUGUAGAGGGCAUGAUAUUUCUUCAAUCAUCUGAAAUCAAAAUCCAUGGCAACCUGAAAUCCUCGAAUUGUUUGGUCGAUGGUCGUUGGGUGUUAAAGAUAACGGACUUUGGACUUUGGUCUUUGAAAAACGAACCCAAAAAACGUGAAGCGAAAGAACUGUUAUGGACUGCUCCAGAAAUGCUGCGGUCAGGAGAAGAGAGCGCAACACAAAAGGCAGAUGUGUACAGCUUUGCUAUCAUACUACAGGAAAUGGAAACAAGAACGCCACCGUUCUACGAGUACUGCUUGGAUGUCGAAGAAAUCAUUGAUCGCGUCAAGGUCACCAACAGCAAGAACCCCUUCAGGCCAAAGGUCGCACCAGCCUCAAAGUUUGAUGACUUGUGCAUGUUGAUGACAUCAUGUUGGUCUGAAGACCCGGAUGGCAGGCCAAGUUUUCAAGAGAUCAAAAAAAUCAUAAUAACCUUGCAAGGCGGGAAAAAGGAGAAUAUUGUAGACAAGGUUAUCUAUCUCUUGGAAGAUUACUCGUCACAUUUAGAGGAUCUCGUGAAGGAGCGUACUGAACAGUGGAUGGAAGAGAAAAAAAAGACAGAGGAACUUCUCCAUAACAUGCUACCAAAAAGCGUCGCUGACCAGCUGAUCGCAGGCCUACCAGUCAAGGCAGAUUACUUUGAAGAAGUUUCGAUCUUUUUCAGCGACAUUGUUGGUUUUACGCCUUUUUGCUCUUUGAGCUCUCCAUUACAAAUUGUAAAUUUUUUAAAUGAUUUGUACACGUUGUUUGACAGCGUCAUAGCUCACUACGAUGUAUAUAAGGUUGAAACUAUUGGUGAUGCGUACAUGGUGGCCAGCGGUCUCCCUAUACGUAAUGGUCACGAGCAUGCGCGUCACAUAGCUGAUAUGGCACUUGAUUUAUUACAUGCGCAGAAGAAGUUUGUAAUUCGUCACAGACCGAAUGAGAAACUCGAGCUCAGAAUUGGAAUACAUAGCGGAGCCGUCUGCGCAGGCGUAGUAGGUAUUCGUAUGCCUCGUUAUUGUUUGUUUGGUGACGCUGUAAACAUGGCGUCAAGGAUGGAGUCUACUGGAGAAGCAUUAAAGAUUCAUAUCAGCAAGGAAGCAAAGUCCUAUCUUGAUAGAUUUGGUGUAUACGAUAUCACAGAAAGGGGCAAUAUUCUUCUCAAGGGAAAAGGACACGUGGUCACUUAUUGGUUGAACGGUCGAACACCACGUGACCAAAUGACGUGCUUGUCUCCCAGAGCAACCACGGCCAAGAGUGUAUCAGGCGAAGAUGACUCUGUUUCAUGAUCCAGAUGUCAUGUAAUGCUAUUGAAAUAAUCUCGCGUAUUUAGCCUUGACAUUUCCAGAGUAGAGUCAAAUCUAUUGUCGCAUUUGGUUUGUGCCGUAUAUCUUCAUUUAUCUCAAACAACUUAAAAUUGAAUAAGUGUUUGGAAGCCGAGUUAAAAUUCAUAGUUAUGAUUCAUCAGCUUUUUAAUUAUAAAUCAAGCCAAGCUUUCGAGCAUCUUGCUCUUCACUUAAAAUUAUUUUGAAAGCGCAGAUGCAUAUAUUUCUUUUGCGCAUGCACAGGCAUUCACAACUUUGAUGCGGUUUCCUGCGCAUGCUUGGAAGAAAUUUGACUGAGAUAGAUAUAUAUAGGUGGUAGCUAACGAUACAGUUAUUUUCCUCGUCUGCAGACAUUAAAUACGGAAAAAUCGAUUCUAUAGUAAAACAUUAGCGUCAGUCCGCGUUAUGUUUAUAGUCGUUACCAUGGUAAUAGGAAUUUUGGCCGCUAUCCCUGCUCAAUCCUUUAAAACAACAGACGUAAGCCCAUCAUGUUCAGGUAUUGUCAAGUCAAUUAAGAUGAACUAGAUACAGGUUUCAAGUGGUAUAGAUCACAACAGUAAAUUGAAACCAAAUGAAGUACCUUUUGAAGGGCCGCGAUCUCUGACGUCCGCAGGAAUAACACUCGUCUAUGACAUCUUGAACUGCGAUAUGCUCUACUGAAAAACCAUCUAGUGAUAAACAAAUAGAAAUGAGGUUUAGAAAAUAAGAGUAAUAAAUUAUACUAAUCAUAUUCUAAAAUGAAAUUCGUAUAUUAUUUUUUUGGAAAGAAGAGUCUGUUGUGAAAUUUCCUCAAUGGCGCAAAUCACGCAAAAACCAAAAGUAUAAAGUAAACUAUUCGUCGUAUUCAAUAAAUCGAGAGAAACCGAAA